This is a messenger RNA of Xenia sp. Carnegie-2017, 2112 nucleotides long. Its product is annotated as von Willebrand factor A domain-containing protein 5A-like. Bases 125 to 1918 code for a protein of 597 amino acids. The record is from RefSeq and is a predicted model, not a curated record. The transcript has 6 exons. Lineage: Eukaryota; Metazoa; Cnidaria; Anthozoa; Malacalcyonacea; Xeniidae.
AUAUUAAACCGGGUUGGGAAUAAUACUUUACGAUACCUGGCUAGUGGAAACAGGUUUUAUUUUGUACAAAACCUUGUGUACUUCAUAAGCGUUUCCACUGGCUUCAAGUCAAAUUCUUACCAAGAUGUUGACGUACGGUGUAUUUAUUUGCGACAGAAACGAAGAAGUUCCAUUGAAAAGUCAAUGCGUUCGAUCAUUUUUAAAAGGUCAAGUUGUUGGUUUUCGAUCAACAUUGACGUAUGUCAAUCAUACAGAAAAUCCUCUCGAAGUGUUUUUUCGUACGCCUGUGGACGAUUCCUUUGCUGUAGUAGGUUUGGAGGCUUGCAUUGAUGGCAAAAAAAUCCGUGCAGUAAUACAAGAAAAGGAGAAAGCUCGAGAGAAGUACAAAGAAGCAGUAUCGAGUGGACUAACAGCAGCUUUUGGAGAGGAGAAACAAGGAGAUAUAUUUAGUUUGGUUUUAGGCAAUCUUCCCCCGAAAGAAAUGGCUGUUUUGAUAUUAACUAUGGUUGGUGAACUGAAUGUUGAAGCUGGUGGUGCUGUGAGAUUUGUUUUACCUAAAGUGCUCAAACCUCGUUACACACCGACAGGAAGCAAUAACCCUCUGGCACCCGAAGUAUCUUCCGAUAGUGGGGCAACUGCAAAACAAGGGACUGGACCCGAUUCUUACCAGUUCAGCCUAGAAAUAGAUGAUGCACCAAACAUUGAUAAGGUGACAUCACCAUCACACAAGAUUUUGCUGACAAUGACGAAACAAACUGAUAUUGUCAUUUUAGUGCAACCAAAAGAGAUAAACAAGCCAUUAAUUAUUGUUGAACCAGGUUUAUCAAAUGGUGAAAACAAUUUUCAAAAAUCUUCAGCAAUCAUGGUGAGCUUCAUCCCAGAAUUCAAGGGUGAAAAUAAUUGUCUUCAAGCAGCUUGUGAAUUUGUGUUUGUAAUUGAUCGAAGUGGUAGUAUGGCUGGAUCCUACAUCAAAGAUGCAGCUGAAACACUUCUACUCUUUCUUAAAAGUAUUCCUGAAGGAUGUUAUUUCAAUAUAAUAGGUUUUGGCAGCACAUAUGUUCACCUAUUUCCAGAAAGUGUUCCAUACAAUCAAAAAAAUUUGGAAACAGCUGUAAAACAUGCAGAGAAUCUUCAAGCUGAUUUGGGUGGUACUGAGCUAUUUGAUCCACUUAAAGAAAUAUUUAGUCAUGCACCAAAGAAAGGUUUGCCAAGGCAGGUGUUUGUGCUAACUGAUGGAAGCAUAAGUAAUACUGACUCUGUCAUUCAACUUGUUGAAAAAAACUCCAACAACUCCAGAUGUUUUUCUUUGUUCCAAAGAAAGCUUCCACCUAUUUUUAUUGGUGAAUGUCUCAUUGUAUAUGCAAUUCUUCAUGACAAGUCACCAUCCUCAUCACCUCAAGAAGGAAAAAUACUCCUUACUGGUGAUUUACUUGGAGCUAAAGUAGAGCAUAAGAUGAAGUUUCCAAUCAAACCAGCAGUGAAAAAAGAAACUGCUUCCCAAGUGUCAACUAUUCACCACCUUGCAGCCAAGAAGUUGAUAAAAGAAUUGGAGUUGGAUGGUGGAAAAAAGGCAGAGAUAAUCCAGCUAAGUUGUGACUCCAAUGUUAUAUCAUCACAAACUGCAUUUAUUGCCAUUGAUCAAGAUAGAAAACAAGCAGUUAAAGGAAGUUUGCACAGUUGGGAUUUAAUGCCUCGAUGGGAGGAAGAGUUCAUGUUGAUGACUCCAGUGGCUUGUGCCUUUGCAAAAAAAAGUGCCAGAAGUGAUAGAGAUUCAAUGAACGAUAUACACCGUAAACUUGGUCGUAUGUCUUCUAGAUCAGCUUUUAUACCUCAAGGUUUACCUCCAGAACCAGCACGCCCUUUAAGCCGUAAAAAUGCAACUGUAUGCCGAAGUUUAGAAAGUGACAGAAAUUAUUGAUUAGCUACUCGGUGUAAAAGUUUAUCAAAUGACUACAGAAAACAUAAGGUUUCUCAAGAAAGGUGUUCAACUGCAAACAAAAUUUUAGAAGACACCAAGUUUGGAGGUUAUAUUCCACCUCCUCCAAUACAAACAUUCACUAAAAUGUGUAAAAGUGCAACUGUAAGCCAAAGUUUAGUAGGGGCCAAUAAUUU